Messenger RNA from Trichoderma breve, 1812 nucleotides. Its product is annotated as fungal specific transcription factor domain-containing protein. Gene Ontology annotation, molecular function: zinc ion binding; RNA polymerase II cis-regulatory region sequence-specific DNA binding; DNA-binding transcription factor activity, RNA polymerase II-specific. The transcript is spliced from 5 exons. Gene Ontology annotation, biological process: positive regulation of transcription from RNA polymerase II promoter by galactose; DNA-templated transcription. Bases 1 to 1812 code for a protein of 603 amino acids. NCBI's taxonomy places the organism in Eukaryota, Fungi, Ascomycota, Sordariomycetes, Hypocreales, Hypocreaceae. Gene Ontology annotation, cellular component: nucleus. The record is from RefSeq and is a predicted model, not a curated record.
AUGCUCUUGACGGCCAAGGGAGAAAAGGUUUACGUGGGCAAGACCGCUGCAAUAUCGAUGCUCCAGUUUCUCCGGAAUGUCCUUCGACGGUAUGCAGGACCUUCAACUUUCACUGAAAGUCGACGGAGUAACUCGAUGUUGGAGGCCACUCUGAGGUCCACAUCCCACAGGCCUUCCGACUUUGUGGAUAACUUGGACCUAUCGGAACGAACCGAGUUAAUCCACUAUUACAAAGUUACGUCAAACGGAUUUCUCAAUCUACUCACGGGUGGCAUACUGAGCCAGCUUAAUUCCGAAACCAUUGCUACACCUGAAUUCGAAGACACAUCGUUGAAGGACGAUAUAACGGCAGCCUACUUGGUAAUUGCCAUUGGAGCCCACUGCAGAGGUAACGGUGACAAAGAUGUCAAGACAUCUUCAAACUAUUUCGCGGAGGCACAACGCCUCGGCUUCCAGGAUAUGCUGCUCAAUCCGAGUCUUUCCAUGGUGAGAAACUUUAUCCUUAUGGCGUUUUACAUGUUCUGUGCUUGUCGUAGAAACACGGGCCUGUUGUACUUGGGAGUUGCAUCGCGAGCAGCCACUAUCCUCGGUUUACACUUACCGGAGUUAAAUGCGACUUUACCGGCCGAUAUACGGACGGCGAGAGUGCAAAUAUGGAAGAGCCUUCGAGUUCUCGAUCUCAUUACCAACUCUAUACUGGGUAGACCCAGCGGGACGCAGGAUAUCCAGCCAGAGGCCCAGGAGGCGAGAGGGAAAACCGAGUUACUCCCUCAUACUUCGAUGACAUUAGAUGCCAUGUUUGAGUCCUGCUCUAUCGUUGAACUCAUAGCACAGAAGAUAACUCGCGACGGAACUCUUGACAUUCCCACAACCGAAGAGUUCCUGCAGAAAUUACGCGGUUGGGCACAAGGUCUGCCGCCAACUCUACGUCAACUGUUGACUCGAGAGAACGACGGUUGCGUGGAGGAUAACCACCAACAAGCAGCUAUUGGCAACAUUCAUGUAGCUUGCAACUAUUAUUUCGGCGUCAUGUUAGCUACAAGGCAAUUUCUCAUCAGCGAGGCUAUCACUUGGCUGCAACAAAAACAAGCAAACCAAAAUGAGGGACAAUCCUUUGCGCCUUCUCCAUCAGUUGCAAAGGCUCAAGAGCUAGCAAGAGUUUGUACCGACUCUGCUACUUACCUUGUACAAAUGUGUCAUGACGCUGGCACAUCUGAUUUCCUGCUAGGUAAUAUGUGUAUACUUCAGGCGUGGAUUUUCGCCGCGGGACUUAUCCUUGGCCUCUCUCUCCUAAGGCCACCCGAAAUAACGAGUUCAGAAUCGCAUUUUUACUUUACUUCAUCGCAGAACGUCUUGAAACGGAUUGCGAAAUUGAGUCCUCAGGCACAACGUUACGCCGAAAUCUUGUCCGACUUCUCAAGAGCGAUCGAAGGAUACCACCGACAGCUACAAAAAGAUUUCUCUUCGAACAAUAUUCUCUUGGAACGAAUAUUGAAGCCUACGCCAUCUAAUGAGAGCGGCAACAUUACAACAGGACUCCCUUCACCGAUGAUUAGUCACAUGGGGUAUUCAUCGACUGAAGAGGGAGACAAUCCGUCCAUCGACUUGCUCGACGGUAUGCUAAUGCACGAGCCAAGCGCCAUCGCUCUGUCAUUACAGAAUACUGAUGAUUUUGGAUUCAACAUUCUAUGGGACGAUUACAUGUCCACCACAGAACCUCAGGAGGCAUCAUUCAAUGGAAAUUUUGAGCAAUCAUCUUGGCGUUUAAAUGACCUUACAUCAAAUUUGUAUCAAGAAGGAAGUGGUUCAUAA